This is a messenger RNA of Acinonyx jubatus (cheetah), 1665 nucleotides long. It is a transcript of the gene CCDC24, whose product is annotated as coiled-coil domain containing 24. The transcript is spliced from 7 exons. Lineage: Eukaryota; Metazoa; Chordata; Mammalia; Carnivora; Felidae. Bases 273 to 1400 code for a protein of 375 amino acids. The record is from RefSeq and is a predicted model, not a curated record.
CGCGCGGAAGAGGCGGGGCUAGGGCCCUGGUCUCCACUGCCCGGCUCCUGGGGGCCGUGACCGGGAAUCGCGGCCCCCGAGAGUCAGGCAGAAGAGGGGCAGAAGGGACAGCGCCAGAGGCCAGUGCUCCCAACCCAGUAAUUCCAGUCACUGACUAGCGGCAGAACAAGGGUGGGGCUUGGGAGAGGCCGGCGAACGCGACAAGCUUGAGGGCGUGGCCCACGAGGCCAGCGAGGGGCAGGGCCCAGCCUUGGACUACCAGCCUUGUAGUGAUGCUGCGCUCCGACCUGCUCUCCCGCAGGUCGGAGCCUGGGGCCGCUUGUCGCGGAGUGGCGGCGCGGGCGGGCCAUGUCUUGGGACUCCCCGUCGCUGUGGGUGCUGGUAGAGGAGCACGUUCCGCUCCCGGAGCGGCCCGAAGUGAAGAGGAUUCUGGGGGAGACGACGGUGGACCUGAGCCUGGAACUGCGGGCAGAGGUGGGGAGUGGGCUGAUGGGUCACUCCAGGCCUGUCCCACGAUUCGGGUGAUUUCCCCACCUCCUCCGGAUCCCUGGCCCUGCCCGAUAACUCGAGAUCUUGCUGCAUCUCACUGUCCGCCCAGCCCUCUUGACUCCUCUCUGCCCCUCAGUCCCCCAGCCCCCUUCACGCCCGUCACUUCUCUCCCCAGUCGCAAGGUGUCCCAGCUCUCCUUGCAGGUGGUGAUGCUACAGUCACUGCUCCGUGAGGCUCGAUCCUCCCAAGCCUCUGGCUCCCGACCCACCUCUGACCCCUCCUCCCUUCUGGCACCACCGCCCCUCCUAAGAGACCUCGUGCGCCAGGAACUGAGACAGCUACUCCUUGGUCUCCGCCAGAAGGCCAUCUGCGAGGGCAGAGACCAGACCCAGGCUUGGAUCCAGUAUAGCCCCAGGGUCCUGCGCUUUGCCCUGGAGGAGCCUGGAUGUAAUUUGCCAGAACAGGAGAUAUUCCAGAUGAGAGCUGGUGAAUCCAGCAGCAGUCAGAGGGACCUCAGCGUCAUCAAGGACCAGCUGAACGUGUCCAGCAUCGACCAGGUUGCCAGACACCUGCGGAGCCUCCUGGAGGAGGAGUGUCACACGUUGGAGAGGAUGAUCCCCAUCCUACAGCGCCGCCUGGAAGAGGAGUAUACAGGGGCAUCCCAGCCCUCUGAGGCCACCCUAGAGCCCACCCUGGCAGAGCUACGGGAACAGAAGGUGGCCAUGCAACAAGAGCUGCAGGUGCCUCUGAGGCCUUCCUGUGUCUCUUCCAGCCACAGCAGCCCGCGGGGUCCUCCAAGGGUCUCAGACCCUUGCCUUGCCUCCGUGGGGCUUCUGGAGUUUGGGCUGAGCCUCUCCGGUGCUGCCUGCCUGCCCCUCCUCUGGAGCGCUGCCCCCGACCUCGAGGCCUGACUACCACCUGCCGCUGGGGACGGAAGCUUCAGCACAGCCCUGGGAAAAGGCCAGCUUCUACUCCAAUGUCCAGUACAGCACCCCAGGCCCCAACCUGAACGACCGGUCACAAAGUAGGCUUCGGCUCACCCCAUCCUCUGCUGCCACCUCUCAGCUGCCGUGGCCCAGCCCGCUUCAGAUCUCGUCUUGGUUGGAUGGGCCCUGGCCAGGACGCCAAGGCUGUCUGUCUAUCUGGCCCUUGCCCCACCCCCUCACCAAGUCCCUA